This is a messenger RNA of Brassica napus (rape), 581 nucleotides long. RefSeq lists its product as uncharacterized. NCBI's taxonomy places the organism in Eukaryota, Viridiplantae, Streptophyta, Magnoliopsida, Brassicales, Brassicaceae. The coding region runs from base 36 to 437 and encodes 133 amino acids. The transcript is spliced from 2 exons. The record is from RefSeq and is a predicted model, not a curated record.
UUGCCAAUCGUUGGUUUCGUAAUCAACAAAAAUCAAUGGCGAGACUCUUCGUCUCCAUCCCUAUGCUAACGGCAUCGUCGGCGUUUUCUCAGCCUCUGUUUCAGCAGCCGGCGAGAAAUUUCGUCGAUGUAGGGACGGGGGUACCAUGUCUUAAUCGGAGAAUCAGCGACUGUUCUGUUGUGGCGCGAGCAGGGCCCAGUACGAGUAGCUACUUGCUCGCGUUCGCAAUUCCCGCUACUCUUAUAGCCGCCACUGUUUUCACUUCAGCCAAAAUCGCGGAUAAGCUCGACGAUGACUUCCUUGAAGAUAUUGCGUUGAACCAAGCGAUAAAAGCAGCAGAAGAUGGAGAGAAUGGUCAAGGUGAAACCUCUCUGGACGAUUUGAUUAAAGAACCUGUGCUUCAACGAACCCGUAAACGGCCGAAGCGUGAAGUUUAAGCAAAACACACUUAAAUCAAAGAUCCAUUCCGAUGACUGUGUAAUACUAAUAUGUUGUGCUUGUAUAAGGAUUGUAGCCUUUUUGGUCACAUUUUAUAGUUGUGGUUACUAAAAAAAAAUAUAUAAUUUGAUUAUUUAAAAUCA